This is a messenger RNA of Microplitis mediator, 2280 nucleotides long. RefSeq names its product probable inactive tRNA-specific adenosine deaminase-like protein 3. Bases 522 to 1679 code for a protein of 385 amino acids. NCBI's taxonomy places the organism in Eukaryota, Metazoa, Arthropoda, Insecta, Hymenoptera, Braconidae. Gene Ontology annotation, molecular function: tRNA-specific adenosine-34 deaminase activity. Gene Ontology annotation, biological process: tRNA wobble adenosine to inosine editing. The transcript has 2 exons. The record is from RefSeq and is a predicted model, not a curated record. Gene Ontology annotation, cellular component: cytoplasm; nucleus.
UGCAUACAUGUUUAAUUGACACAUGUAUUUAAAUAUACAAACAAAUGUAUCAACUAAUGCAAGAACAUCUUUCUCUUUCAGCCCCCACUUCACCAGCCUCUUUACCUUAGCAACUACAUACUUCCACCGUUAUCUCACUCGAUACGAUAAAACUUCAGUUACAAAAGCUCUAAGUACACAUUACACAUUCUGUCUGUUAUUACAACUAUUUCUUAACAGUAAUCAACAUUAAAUUCAAAAAAAUAAAAUUCACUUUCUUACCUAUCGACGUCUACUUCGUACCAGACUAUACUUUUUAAAAAAUAUAUUUCGGCUCGUAAUUACCGGAGGGUUAUUAAAAAUUUUUUUAGUGUUUAUCAGUGUAGUGUACGUGUAUGACUACGUAUCGUCCUCAGAAAGUGUCAUACAUUUUAAUUAUAUAUUUUUAAAAUUAAUAAAUAAAUCCGGGAAUUUUAAAUUGGCGACAACUUCGUCAGCAUAUUUUCAGGAUACUAUUGAGGAGUCGUGAUAACAACAGAGGGAUGACAUCAAAUGAACCAACAAAGAAAGCGCGAUUAGCGGAUCAAAAAAAUACCACUUCAACUGAAUGUAGGAUGAAACUGAAACCGAUCGUUCCGGUUGAAUUUACAGAAGAUAUUCCACUUCAUGAUGCUUACGUUGGAAUUUUAAUAAAUAAGAAAGACAUUGCCAUUGCAAUUAAACAAAUUUCCACUUUUUUGCCUGGUUUUGGACAUUUGAAGCGAUGCUCUAACAAUAGAUUAUUAUUGUCGUUUAAAAAAGAAAAAUCCCAGUUAAUAAAAAAUCUUGAACCCUCGUUCGAAACUGAAGAUGAAUUAAAACAAUUUUUAACUGAUAAAAAAUUCAAUCUAAAUUUAUUCGAAAACAACUUCGUGAUUGUUCCAGUAUGUAGAACAGCGCCAAGAAGCUCAGCUCAGGCACAAAAGGCUGCCAAAAGUUGGCCAGUUAGUUUUCAUCCUGACAUCGAAUUAGAGUCUAUUCUUAACGGAACUUUUUUCACACCUGAUCAGCAAGAUGUUAUUCGAGCUUGCAUGCAAGUUUGUAUCGAAGCAACUAAAAAAGAAGAUAUUGACAAUGAAAUUUGCAGUGGUGGUGUUGUAAUUUUGAAUCCUAAUGAUCACGGGACUAGUAAAAUACUCGCAAUUUCGACAGCUAGGGUAAAUGAACAUCCUAUGUGGCAUGGAUCCAUGCUGGCUAUAGAUCUAAUAGCCGCAAUGAGAGGCAAAGGAGCUUGGAAUUUAGUACCGAGUGAAAACCCUUUAAAGAACAUUGACAAUAAAAAAAGAAAACCAGAAUCCAACCUUCCACUUUGUUAUCCAUCAACUUUGAGUACUAUUAAUAUUCCAAAAUUUGAAUAUCCCGCUGACGUCAAAUCCAAAUCCAAAACCGACGAUGCACGAGAGGAUUGUAAAUAUCUGUGUACAAAAUAUUGGGUAUUUCUUGAUCAAGAGCCUUGUGCGAUGUGUGCUAUGGCACUACUCCAUUCGAGAGUUGGAAUGGUGUUUUAUAAUGCCGCUAAUAAAACCCAUGGUGUUUUGGGCAGUAAAACAUCGUUGCACACAUUGCCUGGUUUAAAUCAUCGUUAUAAAGUAUGGUCUAGUGCCCUUGAGCGUGAUUCUUCAGAGACCAUUAUCAAUCUACCACUUAAAUGCAAGCAAUAAAAUUAUUUAGGCAACUCUUACAUGCGGUCCAAAAUGAAUAAACGCUUAGGAAUUGUUCAUAUACAUUAGUAUCCACAUGAAUGCUGUCAAUGUCAACUGGAAUUGCCGUUAAUUCGUCUGAAUGUCAAGUAGUCAGUGUAUUCUCAUAUGUAUAUAAUUCAUACAUAUAUAUAUAUUCAAACAAAUAUGAACAAUCAUUAUUUUAUGAAGUAUAAUUAAUUUUAAUAGCAUAUUUCUAUAACUCUACAGUGAUUAAAUUAAGUAUAUUUUUAUAAAAUUUUGAACAAUGGUUAAAUACAAAAACAGCCAAGCCCAGAUUAGUUUAAUUUUCUGCAAUAGUUAUCCUAGCUUUCCGUUUCCUUUUCCUGUACAAUCGCUUUAUAUACUAGAUUGAUUUACGACCUAAUGACAUUGUCACUUAAUGUAUUUGGUAAAUUGAACAACUAAGCGUGUUCGUAUCUCCGGGAUCUUUUAAUUUAUUAUUGGUAUUUGAACGAAUGGCGUAGUCGACCUAAGCGAUUGACAUCAAUUGCUCUAUAUCCAGUACAACUUCAUACGAUGAGUACUAUGUAAGAGGGUUUAUCCCAUAAUAAUUAUAACU